Messenger RNA from Malania oleifera, 1267 nucleotides. Its product is annotated as vacuolar protein sorting-associated protein 60.1. The record is from RefSeq and is a predicted model, not a curated record. The transcript has 7 exons. Gene Ontology annotation, cellular component: multivesicular body. Lineage: Eukaryota; Viridiplantae; Streptophyta; Magnoliopsida; Santalales; Ximeniaceae. Gene Ontology annotation, biological process: vesicle budding from membrane; late endosome to vacuole transport via multivesicular body sorting pathway. The coding region runs from base 222 to 935 and encodes 237 amino acids.
ACUGGAGGGACGCAAGUGUAAUUUCACUUUAAAAUAAAAUUUUGUGAAGAAAAAUCUCAAUGGUUACUCCGAACCUUCUUCAUUUGUUCCUUGGGAGAGACAACCUCCGUGCGCUCGCUCCCUCGCUCGAUCAACAUCUUUGCUUCUUCAUUCAGCAGAUCCAUUGAAACCCCAAUUCCAAAUCAAGAACAAGAGAUUAAGCGAGCAAGAGGAAGAAGAAGAUGAGGAGAGUCUUCGGCGCUAAGAAAGAGAAAGAGCCCCCUCCCUCCAUCCAGGACGCCUCCGAACGGAUUAAUAAAAGAGGUGACACCGUGGAUGACAAGAUAAAAAAACUUGAUGCUGAACUUAGCAGAUAUAAAGAACAGAUCAAGAAGACACGACCUGGUCCUGCUCAAGAAGCUGUCAAAGCUCGAGCUAUGAGGGUUCUAAAGCAAAAGCGAAUGUAUGAAGAACAACGUGAUAUGUUGUAUAACCAGACGUUCAACCUUGAUCAAGUUUCAUUUGCUUCUGAGGGAAUUAAAGAUGCUCAACAAACUGUGUCUGCUUUGAAAUCAGCAAACAAGGAGUUGAAGGGAAUGAUGAAAACUGUGAAGAUUCAAGACAUAGAUAAUUUGCAAGAUGAAAUGAUGGAUCUGAUGGAUGUGAGUAAUGAAAUUCAAGAGACUCUUGGUCGAAGCUACAGUGUGCCUGAUGACAUUGAUGAAGAAGAACUCAUGGGUGAGCUUGAUGCUUUGGAGGCAGACAUGGGAAUGGAGACUGAAGCUGAUGGGGUGCCCUCAUAUCUCCAACCUGACAAAGAGUCAGAUCUUGAUUCAGAACUCAACUUGCCUUCAGCUCCAACUGGACAUGCAGCAGCGCCACCAGGCAGAUCCAAUGCGCAGGCCGAGGAUGAAUUGGGUUUGCCUGCUGUACCACGGGCAUCCCUUCGGGGUUAGGGUGGGAGCUGGGAGCGGCCACCGUCGAAGUGGGUUUAUGGCAUAUAUGUUUCCAUUCAUGGGGGCUGAGGCGUGCUGGUGCAAGUUAUUGUAAACAAUUUGUGCAGAAUUUGAUUUUGAUUGACGCAGUUUGUACCUGAUAUUUAGGGGAGUGGAGGAGCUUUGAUCUUGUCAUAAUAAGCACUAUUGCAGACCGAAUUUCCAGAGAAGAAAAAGGUGGGGGCAGGGGGAUAUAAAAAUAGUUUGUCAUUAACUCUGAAAGGCCAAGUUUCAUUAAAGUGGUAUUGAUGGCUCUAUAAGAUCAACAAAUAGACAGGUUUGUCGGCUGCAAA